Messenger RNA from Dentiscutata erythropus, 210 nucleotides. The record is from the annotation of a GenBank genome assembly. NCBI's taxonomy places the organism in Eukaryota, Fungi, Glomeromycota, Glomeromycetes, Diversisporales, Gigasporaceae.
AACAUUAAAAAUAAACUAGAAGUAAAAGAAAAGAAUGCUUUGAUACUUGCUGGAAUUUAUAAUAAAGCCAAAUCUCUUUUUGACAAUAUUUUCUGCAAAACAAAAAAACAAUUAGAACAGAGUCUCAAUGACUAUGAAAAUAGAGCCAGAAAUAAUCUUUAUGAAGUGUCUUUAAUACAAGCUAUUGAAAAUGAUGGUGUUAAAUAUUAA